AUGCCUCUCCCGCACGGAGGUCGCUCGCCCAUCACCUGCCAUGUCCUCGACUCGACGUCUGGCAAGCCUGCGCCCGAUAUGCGCAUCCGCCUCGACCGCCUGAACACGACCGGCUUUGUCCUUCAGGCGCAAGGCAUGACCGACAACGACGGCCGAUGCAACACCCUCCUCCCUCCCGGCACCCACCUCGAAAUCGGCAUCUUCAAAAUCACCUUCUUCACGAACGAGUACUUCACAAAGAGGGGGAUCUUGUCGUUCUACCCGUUCAUCGAGAUUCCCUUCGAGGUCAAGUCCGCCGACGAGCACUACCACAUACCCUGCCUCCUCUCGCCCUACUCCUACACGACCUACCGCGGCUCCUGA
Messenger RNA from Rhodotorula toruloides NP11, 363 nucleotides. Its product is annotated as transthyretin/hydroxyisourate hydrolase family protein. The record is from RefSeq and is a predicted model, not a curated record. Gene Ontology annotation, biological process: purine nucleobase metabolic process. The coding region runs from base 1 to 363 and encodes 120 amino acids. Gene Ontology annotation, molecular function: hydroxyisourate hydrolase activity. NCBI's taxonomy places the organism in Eukaryota, Fungi, Basidiomycota, Microbotryomycetes, Sporidiobolales, Sporidiobolaceae. The transcript is spliced from 5 exons.